Messenger RNA from Suhomyces tanzawaensis NRRL Y-17324, 1140 nucleotides. RefSeq names its product 3',5'-cyclic-nucleotide phosphodiesterase PDE1 (gene PDE1). Gene Ontology annotation, molecular function: 3',5'-cyclic-AMP phosphodiesterase activity; 3',5'-cyclic-GMP phosphodiesterase activity. Lineage: Eukaryota; Fungi; Ascomycota; Pichiomycetes; Serinales; Debaryomycetaceae. Gene Ontology annotation, biological process: negative regulation of glucose mediated signaling pathway; cAMP catabolic process; cGMP catabolic process. The transcript has a single exon. Bases 1 to 1140 code for a protein of 379 amino acids. The record is from RefSeq and is a predicted model, not a curated record.
AUGAGCUUCGAGUUGACCUUCUUGGGCGCCAGCGGUGGGCCUGUUGAUGGCACCACCUGUGCCAUGCUCGUUAAGCCGUGCGACGUCAGCUACCGAGACAUCAUCGAAAACGAUGCCCAUAGCGGCAACUUGCUCUGCGUGGACGCAGGCGCUGGGUUGUCGCUGAUAGCGGAGAUCAUCUACCAAGAGACUACCACCACCUCUCCCCCCACCUCCAAGGUGCUCGAGUACUACCCCGACUCGCUCGCAGUGAACGAGUACCUCCAGACCUCCCGCACCACUCCUUUCGCACUCUUGCGCCAGAUGUCGCCGUUCCAGGCCGCCCAGGAGGUGUGCUGCAAGCUCGACUACCUCAUCACUCAUCCCCACCUCGACCACGUCGCAGGCAUGGUGGUCAACCUGGCGGGGUUCUCGAUGGCCAAGCCCAAGACCAUCCACGCGUCCCAAUACACCGUUGAUGCUUUGCAGGCUCAUAUCUUCAACGGCAUCAUUUGGCCCAACAUGCCCCACUACAAGGUGCUCGACUUACAGCCCCACCCCUUCAACACCCGGUGGAGAUCCGGCAUCUUCGACAUCACCAUGUUCGAGUUGAGCCACGGCAGGCUGUCGAGCGAGUGCGACCAAUCACCCAGAACAACCGAAACAGACCACUACGUGUCGUCGUCGUUCCUCGUCACAAACACCACCGACGGCGCCAGCGUGUUGAUUUUUGGCGACUGCGAGGGCGACUCGGUGUCGAAGACCACCACCAACCUCCGCAUCUGGCAGCACGUGGCGCCGUUGGUGGUCAACAAGCUGUUGAAGGGCAUGGUGUUGGAGUGCUCCAACUGCAACGGAAUCAAGGAAAACGAGUUGUACGGCCACAUGGUGCCGGACCACUUGAUAGCCGAGUUCAAGGCACUCGAGGCCGAGUGCGCCAAGGUGUCGGGUGCUCCCCAGCCGUUGAGCGGCUUCAACAUAAUCAUCAACCACGUCAAGGAACCGGUGAUAGGCGGCGGUGCUGAGAUGAAAAACUACAAAGAAACCGAGCUCCAGGACCCGCGCAGACGGGUCUUGAGUCAGUUGAACGAGUUGAACGCCAGGGAAAACUUGGGGAUCAAAUUCUCCAUUGCGCUUUCUGGAAUCACCCUUGUAAUAUAG